UACGCACUAAAAUCUCUCUUUCACACACACACACUCUCUCUCUUCACUUUCUCAUCUUCAUCUACAAAAACAAAAACAGUCCGUUUCGAUUGUUCGAACGUAGAAAAAUAGAGAUAUAGAGAGAGCUUUUGAGAUUUAUCAUUUCCUAGGUUUUAGAGGGAGAGACAAGUACGGAUGCCCAGAGAGGGGAUGUCGACUAACUUCAGCCCUUCCCGAAGCCCGGGAAGUGCGAGAUUGCAAUUCGGUGGGGCUUCUCAGAGGUUGAGAUCUUUGUCUUUAAAGAAACCACCUGAGCCGCUUAGACGUGCCGUCGCUGAUUGUUUGUCGUCUUCGUCUUCUUCUCACCAUGGAAACCUUUCUACAGUCGCGUCAGAGGCUUCAAGAACGCUUCGGGAUUAUCUAGCAGCCCCUUCAACAACUGACCUGGCUUAUAGUGUGAUAUUGGACCAUGCACUUGCUGAGAGGGAUCGCAGCCCAGCAGUAGUUGCAAAGUGUGUGGCACUUCUGAAGCGUUAUCUUCUAAGAUAUGUACCUAGUGAGCAAACUCUACAACAAAUUGAUCUGUUUUGCAUAAAUUCAAUCUCUGAAUGUGAUUCUAGCACAAACAGACAAGUAUCGCCAUGGUCAAAAUCUCUAGCCCAACAUUCUGGGGCAUCAACUACUGGAAAUACCUUUUCUCCUGUGCCAGCAUCUAGUUUUGCAUCUGGUUCUCUGGUGAAGUCAUUGAAUUAUAUUCGCUCUCUUGUGGCUCGUCAUAUCCCAAAAAGGUCAUUCCAGCCAGCAACUUUUGCUGGGGGAUCCACUGUAUCAAAACAGUCCCUUCCAACAUUGUCAUCUUUGUUGAGUAGAUCAUUUAAUUCUCAAUUAAGUCCAGUGACGGUUGGUAGCAGGGAAUCUCCUGAGAGGAAAGAGGCUUCCAAUCUAUAUAUCUCAAAUUUAUCAAAUGUUGAAAGUGGUGAUGGGAGGGAAGAUAUUGAUUAUAUUGCUAUUGAUGUCCUUAAAUGGCGGUGGCCUGUGGAACAACAAUUAUCAGUGGUCAUGACAGAAAGUGAUGAUGCAGCAAGACCCCAAGACAUCAGUGCGCAUAGUUUCCUAGAAGUGGGUGCUGCAGCUCUGCUUGUUGGAGACAUGGAGGCUAAGAUGAAGGGCCACCCUUGGAAACAUUCUGCAACUGAAGAUACACCUUAUCUUGAUCAACUUUUGCAACCUUCAACUGUUACGACUGCAACUAAUUUUGAUUCUGCUUCCUCUCACUUGAGAGCAGUAACUGCAUCUAAACGCUCGAAACCAGGCCCUCAUCAAAUUUGGGAUGAUUCACCAGUUGCUACAUUCCGUCCACGUGCUCGGCCACUUUUCCAAUACCGCCACUACAGUGAACAGCAGCCUUUGCGGUUGAAUGCUGCUGAAGUAUAUGAGGUUAUAGCUGCGGUUUGCUCGGAGACAUCUUCACCAAAUGCAAACCUUAUGACAGUUUCAUCUAAUUUAAGUAACAAUAGUGGAAAACCCUCUAUGGAUGUUGCAGUCAGUGUCCUUAUCAAACUUGUUAUUGACAUGUAUGUAUUGGAUUCUCAGGCUGCUGCUCCUCUCACUCUUUCUAUGCUACAGGAAAUGCUUAGUUCUCCAAGGUUGACCUCUAGGGUCCGUGCAUUCGAUUUAGUUCUGAACCUUGGAGUUCAUGCUCAUUUACUGGAGCCUAUGCUUCCUGAUGAUCCUCCCACAAUUGAUGAAGAGUGUUCUCAAGCAAUGUAUUUGAACAAUGAAGAGAAAUUUGCAACACAAGUCAAGAGAAUGGAUUCUUCCAAGCAAAAUGGAAACUCCUCUGCCAUUGAUAGUUUCGAGUCUUGGCUUUUGAAGAUUUUGUAUGAGAUUCUUCUUCUACUUGUUCAGAUAGAAGAAAAGGAAGAGACUGUCUGGGCAUCUGCUCUUAGUUGUUUGCUUUACUUUGUAUGUGAUAGAGGCAAAAUUUGGAGGAACAGAUUGGAAGGUCUUGAUAUAAGGGUUGUUAAGAUGCUUUUGGAGAUUAGCAGAGAGCACUCUUGGGCAGAAGUAGUUCAUUGCAAACUUAUUUGCAUGUUAACAAACAUGUUCUAUCAAAUUCCUGAUGGCUCUGCAAAAUCUAUUUCAAAUCCUCCUAUAUUUCUUGUUGAACAGGUUGAUCUACUUGGAGGAAUUGAGUUUAUUUGCCUUGAGUAUUCCCGGGCAAAUUCAAGAGAAGAAAAGAGAAAUCUAUUUCUUGUUCUGGUUGACUAUGUUCUAUACCAAAUAAAUGAGGCGUGCUUAUCUUCUGGAGUUUCUGAGUACUCCUUUGAUGAGAUUCAACCCCUUGCUACAAUGCUCACUCUUGCAGAUGCACCUGAAGCCUUUUAUAUUGCUGUUAAACAUGGGGUAGAAGGAAUUGGAGAGAUAUUGAGAAGAUCAGUUGUUGCAGCUUUGUCUAGAUAUCCGAACAAUGAACGACUAAAUAUGCUCUUGGAGAAGAUUACAAGCAAAUUGGAUACUAUUAUAAGUUCAUUUUCCCGUUUAGAUGAAGAAUUCUCACAUAUGGUGCGGAUAACAAAAUCUUACAAAUCUUUGGAAAGUAUGGGCAAUGGAGUUUUAGAAAGUGAUGUUACCAUGAAAAUUAAACUCUCAUGGGCAACGCUACAUUCUCUUCUUCACUCGGAAAGAUCUACUUAUCGACAGAAUGGAUAUAUUUGGUUAGUCGAAUUGCUUCUUGCAGAAAUUAGUGAGGAAAGGAAUACAAGCAUAUGGUCAAAUAUCAAGAAUUUGCAACAACAAAUUGGGCUUGCCGGUAGUCACGAUUCUUCAGUUGGUUCUGAAGUUCCUUUAUCAACGUGGGUUAUGUGUAGACUUCUGAAAUCAAAGCACAACUUCAUCAGAUGGGGCUUCCUUUUUGUCCUUGAAAAGCUUCUUAUGCGGUGCAAACUUUUGUUAGAUGAGAAAGAGCUUCAACAUUCAGGCAGUGGUGAAAUUCUGAGGUUUGAUCAGAGUGACAGUCGUCUGGAAAAAGCAAACGCAGUGAUAGAUAUAAUGAGCAGUGGUUUGUCCUUGGUAGCUCAAAUGAAUGAAACAGAUCGAAUCAAUAUUCUGAAGAUGUGUGACAUGCUAUUUUCCCAAUUAUGCCUGAGACUUCUCCCUGCAACUGCAAUACCUCUCGGGGAUCUCUCACAACUUAGUAAAGAUUUUGGACAUUCAGAUGAAAAUGGGAAGCGGGAUACAGAUCCACAUGUCCUUCACCCUGAAAAGAAUCGCUUGAGAGAGGAGUUUCCAGAAGUUCAUAGCAGAACCGGCCUCAAUGACAGUUGUCCUAUAAGUUAUGAUACUGCAUCUAUGGCAGCACUGCUUCUGCGAGGGCAGGCUAUUGUUCCUAUGCAACUAGUAGCUCGUGUUCCUACGGCAUUGUUCUACUGGCCGCUGAUUCAACUUGCUGGUGCAGCCACAGAUGAUAUUGCCCUUGGUAUUGCAGUUGGUAGCAAAGGAAGAGGAAAUGUGCCUGGUGCCACAUCAGACAUCAGGGCAGCCCUUCUCUUACUCCUGAUUGGGAAAUGCACUGCAGAUCCUGCUGCUUUUCAAGAAGUUGGAGGGGAGCAGUUCUUCAGGGAACUUUUAGAUGACACAGAUUCAAGAGUGGCAUAUUAUUCUUCAGCCUUUCUUUUGAAGAGAAUGAUGACAGAAGAACCUGAAAACUACCAGCGUAUGCUUCAGAGUCUUGUUCUUAAAGCACAGCAGAGCAACAAUGAAAAGCUGCUGGAAAAUCCGUACCUCCAGAUGCGUGGCAUACUUCAGUUGUCAAAUGACCUUGGAACUGGAUUAUAAAUCUGAUGGAACAGGUUAUGUUGAAAUAGGAUCUGUUUGACUGGGAAAGAAACAGAAAAAUACCUGCAUUACAAAGUUACUUGACAUGACAUGCAAAUGUGAUGCCUAUGAUGUUUCAGACCUCAGUAUCCCAAUGGAAAAGGCAUGCAGAAGGGUGGCUCUAUAGAAUGGUUUGGAAUCUGAUGCAUCAUGCAAGGAUUCAUAUUUGAAGUUUGGGAUGCUGGUUCUAAUUCUUUUGGCAGUAUUUACUGUCAUUUCGAUUCUGUAAUCAGCCUCUGAUACCUGUGGAUUGUGAGCCAGAUUUUGUCAUAUCUAUCAAAAGUCCCUUAAAAAUUGUACAUGGGCAUAACUGAUCAUGUGGGCUUAUGUCUAUGGAAUCCAUGGGAGCAGUAAAAUUUAAGGUUUAAGGUAGAGUCUUAUCAGUAGAAAUGUGACUACCAAAGCACAAGAUGUACAGGAAACCCCUCGGAGUAACUUGUUCAUUGAUUGGUUUAAUAUUUAUUCUGCGGCCAAAUGUGGUCUGUGGUUGGGGCGUUGAGCUUUUUUUUCUACAGAGACCGAGGUUAAUGCAGAGUUUUUGAAGGCAUCCUCGGGUAAUAAAAUCUCUUGAGCAUGAAGCAUGUUGAUUUGCAGCUCUCACCUUGGAAGCAGGGAGAAGAGAGUAUAGAUCUUGUAUUUUUACUAGAUAAGAGGGUGCCAACAGUUGAUCACCACAAGGGUAUCCGAGUCCAUUGCCAGGGGAAUCAACGAGGUGUACUCUUUUUUUUCCCUUCUAUUUUUGUCCUUUGUUUGGUAUUUCCUUCGACGGUGUAAAUGUGUGAUUUUUGUGUUUAGUUCUUCUGUUUCCUCUUCUCAUAACCAAACUUUCUUCUUUCUUUAUUCUAAUGAAAUUGCGGUCGUUGUAAAAUAGCUGUUGAGAAAUUUGCAUCACGAUAAUGGUAAUUACAAGUGCUUGAUUUUUCAAAUAAA
Messenger RNA from Nelumbo nucifera (sacred lotus), 4785 nucleotides. RefSeq lists its product as uncharacterized. The record is from RefSeq and is a predicted model, not a curated record. Lineage: Eukaryota; Viridiplantae; Streptophyta; Magnoliopsida; Proteales; Nelumbonaceae.